AUGGGAGAUCGAUCGGGUCCCAAUGGCAGAUCCCGGGGCCAGGUCUCGGAGCCGGAGCGGAGACCGUUGCUGUCAAGUACUGCCACCGACCCCGAGCUCAACCGGGAACCUACCUUUAGCUGCGCCUCCGACUCGCACUCCCAUCUACCUGUCUAUACCAAUAUCCACCGAGUUCGGCGCGACAUUGUCUCCGUCGUAGAAGACUAUCUGAGUCUAGACCAGCUCCGGGAUGUCCACAUCAAUCAUUCCGUUGUCCGACCCCUGGUCGACAAGUUUUAUGAGCUCGACGACAUCUCCAUCAUCUACUGCCUACUCGUCAACCGAGCGCGAUUCCUGAGCGAGCAAUCGCACCGGAGCACGCGGCAGAACGCCCAGUUCGCCCGCGCGACGCUGUGCGAGCUGGUAGCCACGCGCGUCCUGCGGCGCUUCGGCGAGGACAACAGCGAGGGGCCCGACGGCCUGCUGGUCCUCGCCCACGUCCUCCUGGCCGGGUUCGACCCCUUCCAGAACGCGCCCCCGGAGACCCGCCGCGAGGCCUGGGCCGCGACCUCGUGGCACGCCACCCUGCCGGCCCUCGAGGUCGCCAUCCUGUCCGAGAGCAAAGUCUUCCUCAGCUCGACGCCGUGCCAGAAAGUGGUCGAUGCUGUGUAUGAGGGGAGGAUCAUCUACACCCCCUCCAGCUUCCUUAACCUCAUCCCGGACCGGUACAAGCAGAACCCCAUCUCGCUCUAUAACCCGAAGGAGGCGCCGCUGCUGAAUCAGUACCGCCUCAUCGUCCCGCGGACGAGAAACAUCCUGGAGAUCGUGCAGUUCGGCAUCCUCCUCGCCCUAUACAUCGCGUUCAUGGCGGAGAGGGAUCCGAACUACCUGAGCUGGCUUGAGAUAUGCUUCACGGUCUACGCGUUCGGGUGGGUCUUGGAUCUGCUGGCGACGGUGUUGGAGCACGGCUGGCAUGUAUAUACGCAAAACCUCUGGUCGUUUCUGGAUGUCACGUUCGCGGCCAUAUACUGGGGAUAUCUGGUGCUCCGGAUCUACGGCUGGUGGAUCGGUUCGAUUGUCCCCGGCCAGCAGGCCCUAGAUGUCCUCGCCAUGGGAGCUCUCGUACUGAUCCCCCGCCUCGCCUUCAAUCUCCUGUCGGACAACCUGCUGUUUAUGUCGCUGAGGUCGAUGAUGGCCGACUUUGCCCUCCUGUCCGUCUUGGCCGUAUGGUGCUUCUUCGGGUUCCUGCUCUCCCUGGUCUGGCUUGGCGAAGGACGUCAUGAAGCAGUAACGAUAAGCAAGUGGAUGAUAUUUAUAUGGUUCGGCCUGGACGGCACUGGAAUCCACCGAUCUACCGACUUUCACUGGCUGCUCGGACCUGCGUUGAUGGUUACCUUCGCCUUCCUCGGCAACACCCUCUUCCUGACCAUCCUCGUGUCCAUGCUCUCCCACACUUUCAGCACCAUCAUCUCGAACGCGACCGCCGAGAUCAAGUUCCGACACGCUGUCAUGACCCUGGAGGGCGUCAAGAGCGACGCCAUCUUCGCCUACCAGCCACCCUUCAACAUCCUCGCCAUGCUGGUCCUUGUCCCGCUCAAGUUCCUGGCCAGCCCGCGCUGGUUCCACAAGAUCCACGUCGCCAGCGUGCGCUCCCUGAACCUGCCCCUCCUCCUGAUCAUCGCCGCCGCCGAGCGCCGCAACCUCGGGCCCUCCUCCUCAUCCUCAUCUUCAUCCUCCUCCGCGGCCCGGACAACUUCGACAUCGGCGUCGGCAGCAGCCACGGCCCCGCGCGCCGCCAAGGCCCGCCCCUGGUUCUGGGAGAAGUGGCGCAUCACGGCGCACGGGCGCAUCGAGGCCGUCUUCGACCUCCCGCCGCCGGACCGAGUUCUGGACGAGAUCGCGGCCGACGACGAGUUCAGGGCCGGCAUGCUCAGGCGGCAGUUCUUCUCGCAGCGGAGUGCGGGGGCAGGCGGCGGCGGCGGCGGCGGGCGCGACGGGGCCAAGACGACGCCGCUGGCGGCGUUGGGAAGACGGGACAGCGUCGCGCCCUUUCCGGGGCUCGUGGAGCAGCUGCGGGCGAGUCUGGGCGGGGGCGGAGAUGUCGAUAUGGCUGGCAGGUUGGAGGCCCUUGAGGAGUCGACGGCUCGGAUCGAGAGACUGCUGCGGAAGCUGGUUGGGGUGGGUGAUGACGAUGAAGAUGCGGUGUCGGUGGGUGAGGUAGAGGGUAGUGGAGGGGUAGGGGAGCUAGGCACGAUAGACAGGUCAGCACAGGAGCAAUAA
Phialemonium atrogriseum is the source of this 2259-nucleotide messenger RNA. RefSeq lists its product as uncharacterized. The record is from RefSeq and is a predicted model, not a curated record. Lineage: Eukaryota; Fungi; Ascomycota; Sordariomycetes; Cephalothecales; Cephalothecaceae. Bases 1 to 2259 code for a protein of 752 amino acids. The transcript is spliced from 7 exons.